Rana temporaria (common frog) is the source of this 1548-nucleotide messenger RNA. RefSeq names its product E3 ubiquitin/ISG15 ligase TRIM25-like. The record is from RefSeq and is a predicted model, not a curated record. Lineage: Eukaryota; Metazoa; Chordata; Amphibia; Anura; Ranidae. Gene Ontology annotation, molecular function: protein binding; zinc ion binding. The transcript has a single exon. Bases 1 to 1548 code for a protein of 515 amino acids.
AUGGCAUCUACUGAUGUGAGAGAGGAUCUGAGCUGCUCCAUCUGUCUGAACAUUUUUAAGGAUCCGGCAUCGCUGAGAUGUGGACACAACUUUUGCCGGGAAUGUAUUGACCAUGUGAUGGACACUCAGGAGGAGUCUGGACUUUAUAUCUGUCCGGAGUGCAGAGAGGAGUUCCGGGAGCGACCUGUACUGUAUAACGCCAGAGCUCUACGUAACAUCGCGGAGAAGUUGCUCUUUUCUCAGCCCGAUCAGGAAGAUACGGGAAUCUAUUGUACUUACUGUGUGGACUCUCCUGAACCGGCUAUAAAGUCCUGCCUGCAAUGCGAAAGUUUUCUGUGCGGCAAACAUUUGAGAGCCCAUAUCAGGUCACCAAAACACAUUUUAUUCGAUCCUAACAACUUCCCCGAGAACAGAACAUGCUCCAUCCAUAAAAAGAUUCUGGAGUAUUACUGCACCAAUGAAAAGGUUUGUAUCUGUGUUCACUGCAUUGUUUUUGGAAAACACAGAUUACACCGGGUGGAACCACUAGAUGAAGCCUCCAAGAAGAAGAAUGAGAAGUUGAGGAAAGAUCUGGAGAUGUUGACCUCCAAUAAAGAAUGGGCUGAGAAAAAAGUCCAGAGUCUGACGGAACGCAGGGCGGACGUAGAAAUAAAAGCAGCCGGUGUAACAGAGAGAGUCACUGCCAUGUUUAGAGAUGUCCGGAGAGAGCUGGAAGAACUUGAGAAGAGAGUCCUUGGUGACAUUUCUAUGCAGACAGAGAAGAUCUCACAAUCUGUGUCCAAUCUAAUCCAACAACUGGAGAUCCAGAAGGACGAGCUGUCCAGGAAGAUGAGUCACAUUGAGGAAUUGUGUAACAUCUCCGACUCAAUGAUCGUCCUGAAGGAUCAGAACUCCGACAAAGAGGAGAUCUGUCCUACCGAGCAGGAGGCUACUAUGGACUCGAUGAUUCCGUGCGAAGGUGGUUUCCAUGAGGAUUCCAUCAGAGACAGAUUACGGGAAUUAUCUGACUUUAUAAAAUAUAUUCCCAUCUGUAUACAGAAACCAGAAGGACUUUUACUUGACGAGGAAACAGCCGCUAACGAUAUACAAAUUUCAAUGGAUUUAAAAACGGCGAAAUUUUCAGAAGUAACAUUAGAUUAUCCGAUAUCUCCCAAAAGAUUUCAUCUCUAUCAGGUUCAAUGCAGGAGAAGUUUUUCUUCGGGGCGGCAUUGCUGGGAGGUGGACACGAGUAAGUCCACUGGAUGGAGAGUUGGGUUGUGUUAUCCCAGUAUGGACAGGAGACCAUUUAUCGGGAAUGAAAAAAAUUCCUGGUGUUUGCGAAGGGACGAUGAUGAGUAUAAUAUAGUGCAUGAAAAGACAUUUGUACUAUUUCCUCACCGGCCAACCAGCCAUAAAUUCAGGAUCUAUCUGGAUUAUGAGGCCGGGCGGAUCUCUUUUUAUGAGCGGAGUGACCCCAUCAGACACCUCCACACCUUCACCAUCACCUUCACCGAGCCGCUGGAAUUUGUGAUCUGUAUUUGGAAUGGAUUAAUGACUAUUACCAACUAG